CUGCGCGGAUCGGCGUCCGCAGCGGGCGGCUGCUGAGGUGAGGGCCGGGCCAGAGGAGAGGCAUACCCACUGGGGCGUAGGUCUGGGACUCCCCCUGUCCGCCCUGGCGCGACCUCAGGACUCUCCGUGUCCCCUCCGUGACCCCCGCGGCCCGGGCCGCUCUUUGCAUCUUGUCUUGCCCACAGCUGGCCUCGGCCAGGUCCGAGGGCCUGGAUGCGACCUUGGGGCAGCCCCUACUCUUCCGGGCAGCCCACUUCCGCGGCCACCGGUGCAGGGCAUGCCCCGGGGCCGUGGAGCUGCCUUGAGGUGCAGUGUUGGGGAUCCAGAGCCAUGUCGGACCUGCUACUACUGGGCCUGAUUGGGGGCCUGACUCUCUUACUGCUGCUGACGCUGCUGGCCUUUGCCGGGUACUCAGGGCUACUGGCUGGGGUGGAAGUGAGUGCUGGGUCACCCCCCAUCCGCAACGUCACUGUGGCCUACAAGUUCCACAUGGGGCUCUAUGGUGAGACUGGGCGGCUUUUCACUGAGAGCUGCAGCAUCUCUCCCAAGCUCCGCUCCAUCGCUGUCUACUAUGACAACCCCCACAUGGUGCCCCCUGAUAAGUGCCGAUGUGCCGUGGGCAGCAUCCUGAGUGAAGGUGAGGAAUCGCCCUCCCCUGAGCUCAUCGACCUCUACCAGAAAUUUGGCUUCAAGGUGUUCUCCUUCCCGGCACCCAGCCAUGUGGUGACAGCCACCUUCCCCUACACCACCAUUCUGUCCAUCUGGCUGGCUACCCGCCGUGUCCAUCCUGCCUUGGACACCUACAUCAAGAUGCCCAAGAUCUUUUGGAAGCCGGAGCAUAUCCCAAGAGCAUGGAGAACUUGUUCAUAAAUCUGAUCUGGUUAGUUUGGCUCUGGCUUUGACCAAAGACAUCCAUAGUGCUUAUCCCACACUCCUGGCUCAGAUGAAUGGACAGGCCACUUUAUUCUCAUCCUGCUGGAGGCCUGCAAAGCAAGGACCUGAGGCUCCCAGUGUCUGGGCAGGCCCCAGGUAAUCAUGUAUUGCCCGUGGCCCUGCCUGUGCAUGGGCUUAUACAUCUGCUCCCAGAGGCCAGGGCUGGGACAGCAGUGGCAGGCUCUGUUUCCUUUACUUCCUGACUUGGUUACUGGCAAUGCUGGCAGCCCAACCUUCCUGGAGGAAGGAGAGCCAGUCACCUGGUCAUCUGACGGGUUUCUGUGUCUACAGAAAUUUUUUUAAAACUUGCCCUGUUACACAUCCCUCCUCCCCUAAACGUUUUGUAAACUUGGUUGCUAGGGAAAUGACCCCAGUUUGGGCUUGGACGUGAUUGUUCAUUCAUUUAACUUGUAUUUAUAGUCUGUGUGCCAGGUGCUAUAAUGGGCACAAUGUGAAUGAAACGUUGGUGCAUGAAACAGCCAUUCACAGUGAGGUGGUGAAGAUAGGUAAUAAAUAUCAGACAAAAAUAGGACGUGUGCUAGAGAAGGAGAGGGUGAGAAAAGUCAGGGAACCAACUUGGACAGAAUGGUCAGGGACAGCCUCUCAGAGGAGAUAACCUCAAGGCAGAGUCCUAGAAGAGCCUUUAGAGAGGAGAUAAGAACUUCUAGUCAGAGCUUUGGUCUAAAUGCAGCAGGAAGUCACUGCAGUGUUCCAACCAGGAAAAUAACACAGUUGGAGCCACGUCUGUACAAGAUGAGCUGUCCCAUCUCUGGGCAGGGUGGGACUGGACCACAGAUCUGGGACCAGGUGGAGAUGCUUAGGCCUGGGGCUAAGGAAUUAGCCUAGGAGGCUGUCAUGAAUCCCAUUGUGAGUGGUGGCAGCUUGGGCAGGCCCAGCGGCUAUAGAGCUGUGGACAAGGAUGGAGAUUUACAAUCACUUUUGGGAUAGAACUGAUAGACUUUGGGUGGAUUCACUGUUGUGGAAGGAGAGGCAGUGAGGGAGUCACAGAGGGCUCUGCUCCCCUCUGGCCUGGGCAGGUGGGCAAGUAUGUAGUGAUGCUUUCACUGACAUGUGGGGAACUGAGGGAGGCCCUGGUUUUGGGGGGAAGGUAGCUAUUUGGGCUAUGUCAGGGGAGCUGCCUGAGAUACAUCUAAGUUGGGGGGUGUGGAGUCAGCAAUGGUAUGUGUGGCCUGGAGUUGAGGAAAGGCUGGGCUGGUGGAUAUAUUUGGGGACAUCAGCCUGUUGGCAGUAUUUGACCUGGGAGGCUGCCCUGUGCCUCCCUGCCUCUGUGGGACCAGGUAGGCAGUGGACAGCCUGUGGCAGCAAAGGCUGCGCAGAGGGCGUGGCCAGUGUGGCAGGGGUCAGGGAACAGGACGAGAGUCAGUGGGAGUGAGAGCCUGGUACACUUGGAGGAUCCUUGCAACUUUGUUCACCAAAGCAGCUUGGGGAAAGGGACACAGCGUUGAUGAUGGAAAUGGGAGUUCAGAUGUCCCUGGAGUCUGGUGUUGGGGCUGAGGAAUGAAUAAAUGAGGCCCUGGGUCACCAGCUGUGUCCUUGGCGGUCAAAGACAGGUUUGAAGAAUCAGGAGUGAGAAGACCUGGAAAGGGGAGGGCUGUCACGGUGAUAAGGCAAGGGCACAGGGAGAAUAGAGGGGAGUUUCCUUUGUGAGCUGGAGGGUGGUGGCCAAAAGGGGUGUGGGGCAGGAUGUGCUUGCCUGGCUGCGGUUGGACUGGAGGUGGGGGCGGGCUGGCUGGUGGUGUGGGCAGGAAGGAAGAUACCAGUGCCCUAGGCCUGCUUAGUGUGCUGCCUCUGGGGAGUCCCGCCCCAUUUCAUUCAAGGAAGGCCUCUCCAGUCCUGUCGGUGCCAUCCUCAACCUCAUGGGCCCAUCUGGAGGGGCACCCCUGGGAAAGAGACUUCUUGGGUUCCAGACCUCAGAACAGGACAUGUGGCAUGUGGUGUGGUGGUGAGCAACUCAGCCACCAAAGCCUUUUCCUGGCUUCAGGGGUUUAUUUUUAGACACCUUUGUCCAAAUUUCCCGGCCCCUGACAGCUUCACAAGUUGCCUGGUUUUGACGUCACCUCUUUGAUGAAAGCCCUUCCUCCUUCCUCCCCGCUCCCAUGGGAGCCUGUCAGCUGUGCUCCUGGAGUGGGGGUUGAGACAAGGAAGCCAGUGAUAUGGGGGAGAGCAAGGGGCUUCUCCCAGAGACAGGUGUGAGGCAUGCUUGUGUGGGCUUGGCCAUCAGCGGGGAGAGUAAGAUAGAGGCCGGCUGCCCACAGAAGAGGCAUGGCCGAAGGUCCUGGGCUUGUUUUGGCAGCAGGGUGUGGGGGUUGCCUCUGCCCCUGUGUUUAGCCUGACCUUGCGUCUUGGGGAACAAAGCCAGGGGAGAGAUGAGGAAGGGGCUAGCUCUGUUUGCUGGUCACAGCCUGCAGUGGACAGGGGUGGCCCUGUGCCUCUCUCAGCCCAGGAGACAGCAAGGAGAGAGUAUAAGGCUCCCUUCCAUCCCUGCCUUCAUCUCCCCUGCCCUGAGGUCAGAGAAAGGAGAUUACUAAUGAGACUAGUUGCGUCUCACUCUUCUAGCACCGACAGCUUUUAACUGUGUGUGCGUGCGCGUGUGUACACCCUUCUUUUUCUCUCUGGAUCUGGGACUGCUGUGAAGGCUCUUCAAAUGGAAUGACAGCAGCCGUCAGCUUUCUGCUUUGGCAGGGGUGAGAGAGGCCAGGAGCCCUGCUGCCAGGAGUUGCGGGGGGAGGACUUGGCAGGCUCACCAGCCUCUCCAGAGGCUAGGUGAGGGGCAGGGGUGAAUGGAUCUUAGCUUCGGGUUUGGGAGGUGGAGAGCAGCUGCUGUCCCGGGAGUUGCAGAUGUGCCUGAGCCUGGAACAGGAUUGGUCUCAUGGGACAGAGGGACCUGAAGUUCACGGCGAGAGGCCCAAGGAGAAGCACUUGUCAGGACUCUCGGGAUUCUGGAAGGGAUGGCUGAUCUCAGCUUUCCUGGUUUGCAUGGCAGCCUCUGGCUCUCUGGCUAGCCUUCCCCAGCUUGGCAGCCUGGCAAACUGCUAUAGAUGCUGGAACUCUGCCUUUCUCCAUAUAAACUGCUAAGGGCCCCCAGGCUGAACACUCAUUCCCCUGGAAUCCAUGCGUACUGUGUGACCAUCACUCCAUAUGGAAGAUGCCUCAGCUUUGUCAGGCUGCUCCGCUGGAGUCCAAGGAGGUGGCCUCUAGUACAGGAGGAGACCACUCCCCAAGUCCCAGGAAAGGGGUAUCUUCUGGAAGCUGCAGGAUGGAACAGAGCUUGCUUGAAAUUGCAAACCUGCAGAGGGGAGAUGGGGCCCAGAUGUGAGCCCAGAGCAAUGGGCAGAGGCCCCCAAAUUCACCAGUCUUAAUGAGUGUCCAGGGAAGGCUUCGGACACAUGGAACAGACCAGGACUGAGGGAUGGGCCUGGGAAUUCGAUGUGUGGGAUUGUGUGUGUAAGGUCUCUAGUGCAGUUUGCUCAUAUCUGUCUGUAGCACUUGGUGAGGAAGGCCAUUGAGAGUGUUUGACACACAGCCAAGCCCCCAUGCCUGAUUUCUCUCCCAGACCCGUCCAGAAUCUUUUUCAAAAGUGCCCUUCCCCAUGGUCUCUGAUUUCAGGGAGUUUUUAGGGGGAGGGUCUUUGUAAAAUGGUUUGAGCCUCCUCUCCCAAGUUUAGGGUGUUACAGGGCAUUGUUCAUGUAGUGGCUGAUUGGCUGGGGAGUGCAGGUGGCCCUGGAGGUCAGACUAAUGUCUGACUAUCCACCAUCAAAUUGGAGAAAAGCGUGUAAGUAAGGAGGGGUCACCGAAUAUAGUGAGCCUGUGAGGGGAACCUUGGUGGCCGAAUUCUGGGACAGCUGGGUUGACUGGGACUGUCUUACCAGGGGCUUAAAGGGGAUAAGGCCAGGUGUGGUGGCUCAUGCCUGUAAUCCCAACACUUUGGGAGCCUGAGGUGGGAGGAUCACUUGAGCCCAGGAGUUCCAGACCAGCCUGGGCAACAUAAGUGAGAUCCUGCCUCUAAAAAAAACAGAAAAAAAAUUAGCCAGGCAUUUGUAGUCCCAGCUACUCAGGAGGCUGAGGUGGGAGGAUCGCUUGAGCCUGGGAGGUCAAGGCUGCAGUGAGCCAUGAUUGUGCCACUGCAGUCUAUCCUGGGUGACAGAGUGAGACUCUGUCUCAAAAAUAAAUAAAUAGAUAAAUGAAGGGGGCAUGGUGGCUCACACCUGUAAUCCCAGCACUUUGGGAGGCUGAGGCAGGUAGAUUACUCCAGCUCAGGAGUUUGAGACCAGCCUGGACAACAUGGUGAAACCUCGUCUCUACAGAAAAAAAAUACAAAAAAAUUAGCUGGGCGUGGUGGCGUGCACCUGUGGUCUCAGCUACUCGGGAGGCUGAGACAGGAGAAUUGCUUGAGCUCAGGAGACAGAGGUUGCAGUGAGCCAAGAUCACGCCAUUGCACAUUAGCUUGGGUAACAGGAGUGAAACCCAUCUCAAAAAAAUAAAAGUAAAAACAUUAAAAAAAAAAAAAAAGGGAAGGAAGG
Molecule: messenger RNA, 5474 nt
Organism: Homo sapiens (human)
Lineage: Eukaryota; Metazoa; Chordata; Mammalia; Primates; Hominidae
Gene: TEX264
Product: testis expressed 264, ER-phagy receptor
Exons: 4
Coding region: 214-870 (218 amino acids)
Cellular component (GO): nucleus; endoplasmic reticulum; autophagosome
Source: RefSeq, a predicted model, not a curated record